Molecule: messenger RNA, 1986 nt
Organism: Rhipicephalus sanguineus (brown dog tick)
Lineage: Eukaryota; Metazoa; Arthropoda; Arachnida; Ixodida; Ixodidae
Product: L-sorbose 1-dehydrogenase
Exons: 11
Coding region: 61-1908 (615 amino acids)
Molecular function (GO): flavin adenine dinucleotide binding; oxidoreductase activity, acting on CH-OH group of donors
Source: RefSeq, a predicted model, not a curated record
AGUCACGCCGCCGCGCCGAGCCUAUUUAGUUCGUCAAGAGGGACGCGCGUGGGCCUCAACAUGAGCUGCUGUCUUAACGCAACUUCGUGCCCCUUGCCAUGGCCUCCUGUCAGUCUCGAGCCCCAUAGUGGGCCCACACUCAUGAUGGCCUUGUUGAACCUGCUGGUGCACGUUCCUUUUAACGACCUGCCUGUGCUGCGUGACUACGAGCUCGGUGAGCUGCGGCAGCAGUACGACUACGUUAUCGUGGGUGGUGGCUCCGCCGGCUGCGUCAUUGCCAACCGACUCUCGGCAGACCCCAGAGUCACGGUGCUUCUUCUAGAAGCCGGAGGACUGGAGACUGCUUCGCGCCAAAUUCCGGCUGCUGCACCCUUCAACCUCCGAGGUCACGAUGACUGGGACUACUGGACCGUUCGGCAGAAGAACGCCGCCUUGUCUUACCGAGAACAGCGGUUCUCCAUUGCACGUGGCAAGGUACUCGGGGGCAGCAGCGUCUUGAACUACAUGUACUACACGCGCGGCAACCCACGUGACUACGAUCGAUGGGCCAACGAGUACGGAGCCAAGGGUUGGGCGUGCGAGGACGUGCUACCGCACUUCCGCGACAUAGAGGACUAUCGUGUGGAAAGUCCAGAUGAUUAUCAUCAUACCGGUGGCGAGGUGCCGGUCGACUAUUCCAAUACCACAACACUUCUGAGCCAGCUACUUGUGGAAGCAUGCAAGCAAGCUGGUUUCCCUUAUGUAGAUUUCAAUGGUCCCACGCAGACGGGCUGUUCUCGACUACAAACCAACGUGGCUGAUGGCGAGCGCGUCAGCGCAAGCAAGGCCUUCAUCCAGCCCGUCGUCAGUACGCGGAAAAACCUGCACGUCGCCCUGUACAGCCAAGUCUCCAAGGUGAACUUCGAUGGCAAGCGUGCUGUAGGCGUGACAUUCACAAGGUAUGGCAAGCAGCAGAACGUGUCAGCAGGGCGAGAGGUGAUCAUGUCGGCAGGAACCAUUGGGUCCACUCAGCUCUUGCUGCUCUCGGGCGUCGGGCCCAGAGAGCAGUUGGAGCGGCUACAGAUUCCGGUCGUCGCCGACCUUCCAGUGGGACGCAACCUGCAGGAUCACGUGGGUCUCUUGAUUGGCGUUCCCGUCAAGACUGACGUCAAUGCCGGAAUUCCUCCCUUUAGCUUGGACGACAUAGCGCAGUAUGCGCGCAACCGAACCGGAACGAUAUCAAUACCAGCCGGCGGUGAAUUCCUGCAGUUCCUGCACAGUGACUAUGCGGCAGAUGCGGAAAUCCCAGACAUCGAGGUGACUGUAUUGUCAGCAACACCAGCCAGUGAUUUAUUAAAGGCAUCGAUGGUGGACACGGGGCUACUGCCACAGGCGUUUGACAACUAUAUUGGACCUGCGAACGGUCAACCGGGCUUUCGAGCAUCGGCAAUUCUCAACCGACCCAAGUCUCGCGGCUCCAUCACGCUGCGCUCAACAGACCCCAACGAAUAUCCUGACAUUGACGAAGGCUUUUUCACUCACCCCGACGACAUCAAGGUCGCUGCGCAAGGCACAAAGAAGUUCAUGGACCGCAUCCUGAACACGAAUGCUAUGAAGAGCAUCGGCGCCAAGCCCUGGAACGUCACUUUUGCUUCGUGUGCUGAGGCAGGACUGCGGUGGAGUGAAGAGUACAUCGAAUGCUUGUUCCGACACCUCGGACAGCCGGUGUGGCACGUUUGCUGUACCGUCGCCAUGGGCACUCACCCUGAGGCUGUAGUGGACGAACGCCUGAGGGUCCGUGGUGAAGUGGCGGGUCUCCGUGUGGCCGAUGCUUCCGUGAUGCCGGAUAUAGUGAGCGGCCACACCAACUCUCCAAGCAUGAUGAUUGGCAGCAAGGCAGCAGCCAUUAUCAUAGAGGACCAUAACUGAGUGCGUCCCGAUGGCUCAAGUGUUGUCAUCAGCUGGCCACCAAUGCAACAAUAUAGCAAUGCCCGCUAGAUACUCAAA